Molecule: messenger RNA, 872 nt
Organism: Schistosoma margrebowiei
Lineage: Eukaryota; Metazoa; Platyhelminthes; Trematoda; Strigeidida; Schistosomatidae
Source: the annotation of a GenBank genome assembly
UAAGAAAGUAAUAAUUUAUACAAUAUACAUGUUCAUAUAAAUGAAUAACCAUAUAUAUAUAUAUAUAUCCAUAUAUACUAUUGAAGCACUCUUAUUUUAUCAUUUACAAUAAAAUAUGCUAUUCACUAAGUAUUAUUUAAUAGGAAUAAUAAUAUAUAUUGCUUUAAUGAAUUCAAUUUAUACACAUUAUAAUCAUUAUUAUAAUGGACUUGUAGAACAUUCUAAAAGAAAUUCAUACGAUGCUAUAAACUUUCCAUUGAAAACAAUUCAUGGGCGUAAAUAUGAUAUGGAAGAUGGAGCUGGAUUUGUACCAGAUAAUUAUGGUAAUCAUGGUAACCACGAUGAUGAUGAUUAUGAUUCAUAUGAUAGUAAUAAUUAUGAUGAUGGUGAAGCGCAUAAUUAUGGUCAUGUUAAUUUAGCAGACAAAUCAAUGAAUAAAUUAAAAGAGUUAAAACGUCGUAAAUACAAUGAACAUUAUAAAGGUGAUGAAGAAGAACAAGAGGGCGAAUAUGGUAGUAAUGAACCACAACAAGAAGCAACUGAAGCACCGAUGAGAACUACAUCCUGGCCAAAUCACUUUUUCGCAGAGUAAAGUAUUCACCUACUAAUUCAGAGUAUUCAGAUAAUAAAUUUAAAAUAUCAAUAUGUAAAUGAAUUAACUGACCUUUUUAAUUAUCUAAUAUCAUGAAUAUAUGUUGUACGACUUAAUAAAACAAUAAUGUCAUCAAGUGUUCAUUCUUAGCAUAGGGGAUUGAGGAUACCUUUUGAAGUUUGUAGUUUUAAAUCACAGAUUAAUUUUAACUACAUAACUAAUAAAAAUUAGUAAUCAUUAGAUAGCUGUACCGUCUUAGUAUGGGACUCGCCAAAAGUAG